Messenger RNA from Zootermopsis nevadensis, 1037 nucleotides. RefSeq names its product transmembrane protein 223. Gene Ontology annotation, biological process: nervous system development. The record is from RefSeq and is a predicted model, not a curated record. Gene Ontology annotation, cellular component: mitochondrion. NCBI's taxonomy places the organism in Eukaryota, Metazoa, Arthropoda, Insecta, Blattodea, Termopsidae.
GUGUUGGUGGUAAUGUGUGCAGAGAUUCAUCCCUACCUAGUGUUCACAGCAGAUAUCGAACGUAGAGUGGGGUUAUGUUCAGUUUUGAAAAAGAAGAACAUUUUUAAGUUCAUCAUUUUUAAUUUCUCUGUGCCAAUUACUGAGCUGUUGUGGAGUGAACGUUGGCUUCAUUAGCUAUGUAUGCAUGUAAAUAUUUGGUUUUGCCGUCAUUAAACUUAAUUGGGAAGGGAUGGCACAGGAGUGUACCAUUCCAAUAUAAAGUCACAAUAAAUGAAUUACAUUGCUCGUUGACCAACAACCUGAUUUAUACAAGUGCAGCCCAUAUAUGCGCUAGAAAUCUGAACCGGCUAUGUAUCAUGGGGCACCGGCCUUCUUUUCCGAAAGUCUUUGUGAGCACAUCUGCUCUUGACGUAAAUACAAAAGUAGUAAAAGACGUUAUUUUGUACCGUUACGAUAAUCCGAAAUUCUUUCGCAUUGUGAACAUUUUCGCACUGUGUCAAUUUGGCUUUUGGACAUACCUUUCUCACUUUGCUUUUACUACAAUGAGGGAUGCACCUGUUUCAAAAGAUGUGGACAAUCUGCCUUGGUGGAGGAGAAUUAAUCUCGGAGAAAAUAAAUACAGAAAUGGUUUGACAGUUUUGAGUUUCCUUAUAGGAUAUGGUAUUCUAACAGCAGCAUGGUUUUUCACUCUGAAAUCUGUUCGAUAUCUCAUACUGCGGAAGGGAGGUGAUAAACUAACAUUUGUAACAUACACACCAUUUGGGAAGAACAGGAUGUUGACAGUUGACGUGAAUAAGGUUAGCAGCCAGGAGAGCCGGCAAAAUGCUCGUGUUCAACUGCCCAUUAAAGUGAAGAACUAUCGUCUAUUUUUUGUGCUGGAUAUGAAAGGGGAAUUCCAAAAUCCCAAGCUGUUUGAUCACACUGCAGGACUGAAGAGAGAGUGGAAAACUUGAAGUAAACUGCCUGAAUAUAAUAACUGGGAAAGAAAUUACUAAGUCACAAUAUAGGAAUGGCAAUAAAUAUUUACUUAUUUGUGA